CAUUUAUAACACCAUGUAAGUUUUUCAGUUAAAUAAAAAGAAAAAAAAUCAAUGUGUUAUGCAAGAAAAUCAUCAACCGAAUCAUAUUGAUACUAAUCAGGACGCACUUAUGCCGCUUCUUUAGAAGCUCGAAAGUUCUAAACAAUCCUUGUCCAUUACAUCGAAUAGAACGUAUUAUAAACGUGUAUUGCUUACUGUGGCCUAGUUAUUUAGAAGUAAAACAAAAACAAAACUAUCUAUGUUGUAUAGACUGCAUUGCUAACCGAAUUAUACUCAUUUAAUUAUAACAUUUUCAGUGAUUUAAUUAUUUAAUUAAAUUUAUUGACGUUCCAAGGGAAUGGAAGAAAAGGCGAUUUUGGAUAUUUCUGAUUUGCGAUGCACCGAAAUAGAUUCUGGGAAUACAGUACUCGAGGGAUUAUUGGGAGGAACUCAUAAUUUCGAUUCUAAAUUAUUUUCAGAGUAUAAUAAUGACGUAAGGACUAGUCUAUCGAUUAACUGUGAUGACAAUGAUCAAUCGUCAGAAUCACUUAGCACUGAUCAAAGUAAUAAUGUAGUCAACGCCAAAAGGAAACAACGUAGAUACAGAACUACAUUUACUAACUUUCAACUAGAGGAAUUAGAAAAUUCUUUUCAAAAAACUCAUUAUCCUGAUGUAUUUUUUCGUGAAGAGUUAGCUUUACGGAUAGACUUAACAGAAGCAAGAGUACAAGUAUGGUUUCAAAAUCGAAGGGCUAAAUGGCGUAAGCAAGAAAAAUGUUUAGUCAAUCAGCAUCAAAAUCCACAUCAUGAACAAAAUACUAUUCAUUCUUGCUUAUCAGACAAUCAAAUUUUCGAGACAUCUUCGGGUUUAAUAUCUCCACAAGCAGAUUGGAACAGCAUUUGCUCUUACAAUUCUUUUCAGUCGCCUUCAUCAUUUGAUAAAGACUUACAAUCAAUUGAUAUUGAUAGUGAUCUUCUUAGGUUCAAAUCAAGAGUUAAUGAAAACGAAUUACUUAUGAUACCACCAUCAUAGUUUGUAGUUAUUAAAUAUUUCUUGGUUAUUGUUUUAACUUUUAUUUUUAGUAAUAAUUGUUACUUAAUAAAUAAUUAUUGAAUUAUUGAAAUAGUUGUGUUAUUUUAUAACUCAUUUCAUUAGAUGUAAAAUGUU
Daktulosphaira vitifoliae (grape phylloxera) is the source of this 1147-nucleotide messenger RNA. RefSeq names its product paired mesoderm homeobox protein 2-like. The coding region runs from base 338 to 1012 and encodes 224 amino acids. The record is from RefSeq and is a predicted model, not a curated record. The transcript has 6 exons. NCBI's taxonomy places the organism in Eukaryota, Metazoa, Arthropoda, Insecta, Hemiptera, Phylloxeridae. Gene Ontology annotation, molecular function: RNA polymerase II transcription regulatory region sequence-specific DNA binding; DNA-binding transcription factor activity, RNA polymerase II-specific. Gene Ontology annotation, biological process: regulation of transcription by RNA polymerase II.